Molecule: messenger RNA, 12854 nt
Organism: Megalobrama amblycephala (Wuchang bream)
Lineage: Eukaryota; Metazoa; Chordata; Actinopteri; Cypriniformes; Xenocyprididae
Gene: tnrc18
Product: trinucleotide repeat containing 18
Exons: 30
Coding region: 354-9209 (2951 amino acids)
Molecular function (GO): chromatin binding
Source: RefSeq, a predicted model, not a curated record
ACGUGUCGGGUGAGCUUCGCGGAGGCGGAGCUUGUUAAACAAUGCUUGUUUCAUUGCAGAAGAGUUUACCGAGAGCUACAGUGGUUUGAACACAGGGCCUUCCCCCGUAUGUGCUUUCGCUCUGCGUAACUGCGGAUGGUUUGUAAAUGGAGUCUAAGAAAUUUUCCACCACACGUCUCACGGAUUUUGCGAAGAAACUGGAUUUUAUAAACUGAGUCGCCAUUUCAAGUCGGCAGAAUGCCGGAUAAGGACACUGAUUUGCCUAGGAAUCUAGGGACAUUAUAGCCAUUAAGACUGGCUUAUUCGGAUUUACCCGAUCGGACUGUUUCUUUGAUCAAGUUGGGUCAUUGUGGAUGAUGGAUGGCCGAGACUUCGGACCCCCCAGAUCUGUUCACGUACCGCCGCCCCUUCUCUCGGGGCUGCCCAUGGAGUCUCACCGACUCGGCGCGGCCGCUGCAGCCGGCAGAAUACCACCGUCUCCCGGUCAUCUGGGCGCGGGGCACCCGGCGGCUCUACACACUGGAAAAUUUCUUUCAUCGGCCAUGAACCUACAUUCUCACCAUAGUGAUGCCUUCCCAGGUGCCUCAAGCCCAUUCCUUGGCGGAUACGUCAGCGCCUCCAGCGCUCACGGGUCGUCGGAUCCGGCCUUCCGAGCUCCCAACUCAGCCAGCCUGCAAAUGGCCCAGCUCUGGGCCUCUCACCCUCAUGAAGGUUUUCCUCACUUGCCAAGCAGUUUAUACCCCAGCCCUUAUAUUCCCUUGGGCCACCUUGAGCAUCCACAGCUCAGCCAACAUGCACUCUUUGACUCCCAAAAAGAGGGGUUUUACCUGCCAGGUUCAGUGCACUCCCAGUCUGCAAUGGCCAGGAGCCCAGUGGCUCACAUGCCCUGCUCCUUCUCCAGGGAAAAGGAGGCCCUACCUCCUCACAAAAGCUCUAAAGACUCAAGCAGAGAUCUGGGAAAAGAAAAGCCCUGUAAGAGUGACCUAGGCCACUCCCUCCAAAGGAAGGAACGAGAAAGGCCAAAAGAGGAGCCACGGCCCCACAGUGUGGUGGACCUCACCUUGGAUGUCAAGGCAGAAGAUGAGCGCAGAGCGGGCAACUCAGAAAGGUCUGCGAAAACUACGGAACACGCUCGGCCAUUCUUUCACCAGCACUCGCCUGCUCUGAGCACCACGGACACUAAACCCAAACACUCUCACCAGAGUUUACAUGGCAACUGUGGGACAAGUAGCGGCACACCAGCCAGACACCCUAGUACAGAACAGGACAGGAGGGACAGGGACCGGGAUGACGAAACCAGUCGGCCAGGGGGCCACCUUUCCACUGACAAGCAGAAAAGAUGCGAUUCAGUUGCUACAUCAGCUGGCACGCUGCAUGUGUCGUAUGCUAGUCCCUCUUCCCUGCAGCCCAACCCGUCCCAUCUCCCGCCCAGGCUGGUGUCCUCUGGCACCUACCCUCCCCCUCACCACAUGCCACCCAACAUGUACCCGCUCUACUCUACAGCGAAAGAGCCAGGCAAAGAACACAGAGUGAUAGCUCCUACUUAUGUGCCUUCUGUCGAGGUUUACGAUGAGCGAAAAGGGCCAAUUCAAAUUGCCUCCCAAGCUCGAGAUAAUAAAAAUGACAAGAGCAGGGAGAGGGACUCGCACAGAUCAGCCCUGCAGGUGGGGAAUGAGAGAACACAUAUGGACCAUGGUCGGUCCUCCGUUAGGAGUGAGUCGCCCCCUCAUGGGGACGUCAAGAGAGACAUUUUACGAGAGGAAGGCUCGAUAAUUAGGUCAAAUGGUUUGGCCAUGAAAAAGCCCUUGCAUUUGGAAAUGUGCAUGAAUAAAUCUGGAAAUAGCCCAGAUGCCAGGGACUUAACUAACACUACAUCAAAACACGUGAUCAAAACGGGACUCGAGAAUGAAUCCCGCAGCCAAGAGCGGGAUAGGGUUCAAAGGUCUGCCCAUCCGUUCUCUGGAAUGGAUUCAGGUACACUUCACUCAGAGCAGCAUCCGUUGAAGGGCUUGGGUUCUGCUGAGCCCAAAUGGAAGCCUUUUGAGAUGGGCAAUUAUGCUACCAGUCACAUCGCCACAUUGGCGGCUCAACACAGCCAUGGCCCCCGAGGUGAGGAAGAGGGCAAGCGAAUGUACCUAGACACUACUGGCUUGCACAGACCGGUAGGCAGCAGCAGAAGUCCUGAGGGCCACGGGGAGGUUUCAGCCAUGCAGAGCCUCAUAAAGUACAGUGGCAAUUUUUCCAACGAGUCUGGCUCCAGGCACGGAUCCGAUAGCCGUAGUCCAUUUGGAGGACUGGGCAGCAUGAAACUGGAGGCUGGUUAUCCCGGAGUAUCCAGAGUUCAGCACCUUCCACCACAGCAGCCUGGAAAGCAGUUGAAGAAGGAACCUGAGAGACCAGAGAGUGCUAAAUCCUUUGGCAGAGACGGAAGCUCUUCUCAGGGGGAAGCGGAGGUUCGUCACCCCCCGGUGGGUAUUGCGGUGGCUGUUGCCCGUCAGAGGGACAACAGCAGCAAGCCCAGCUCGGUAUCGGACAGAGACAGGCCAAUUGGAGGAGCCAUCAAAGGCCCAAUCCACACAGAAGAAGAACAAGGAGAUGAAAGGACGCGCCACCGUGACGAGCGCCUGCUGUCGGGACGUGUGGAGCGCGAGCAGGAGAAAGUGUUAAGAGAAAAUAAAGAGUUGGCAGACUACACUCAGUUGCAUCCACCUAUGGUGUCUGCUAGUGGACUGAACCCCAACCUGAUGGUGACUGGUGGACCGACUCUGGCUGGUGCGGGCCGCUGGCCUGCUGACCCCGCCUCCCACCUGGCCUCCCACCCGUGGCUGCCCCGCCCAGGAGCCCCCUCCAUGUGGUUGUCUGGCUCACCAUAUGGACUGGGUCCCCCUUCCCUUCAUCAGGCGCUGCCUCCAGGAUAUCCUCCUGCCUUGACAGGCUCCAUCCCCCCACCUUAUCAGUUUGCCCGAGAUCCACAGACCGGGCAGGUGGUUGUUAUUCCGACAGAGCAUCUGCCACACUAUGCUGAGAUGUUAGAGCGAGGCCCCCCACUGUGGUCAGCCAUGUACCCGCCAGCAGGAAGCUCUCUACAACAUGCCCAUCAGCUCCAGCUCCUCUCCCACCAGCAGCUCCUACGGCAACAGGAGCUUUACAUGAUCCAGCACCAGACAGCACAGGUCAUGGAACUGCAGAGGAACGCACAGUUAGUGGAAAGAUUAAAUGCAAGUCAACCUAGGACAGAUUUGGAUGAAAAACCAGACAAAAAAGGAGCUGAAGGGACCAAAUCCAGUCUCUCAGGCAUCCCCACUCAAGCCCUGCACUCACGCAAGCCUCCCCCACGCUCUCCAACCCCCUCCACCUCGUAUAGAAAAGCCCUGACGCCACUGCCCGUCCCACCGUUGCCUUCGCCUGUCACCGCACUGAAGUCUGAGGAGAGACCCAAAGUGGAGAAGUCCCUCCCUCAACAGCCCUACUCUCAUCCGUCGUCUCCUGUCCCUCACUCAGUCAGCCCCGUUUCGGCAUCGCCGCCUCCCACCUCCCCCAUCCAGACCAAAGAGGAGUCUGUGGAAGUGCCUGAGAAAGAAACACUCGGUCUAAAGAAGCAAACUUCUACUCCAUUCCCAUCCAUGUACCGUGAAAUUCCUCCUGGCUACCCAUACCAAUCGAUAACGGCACCAUUCGGCAGCCAUUACCCCUACCUCCUCCAGCCAGCCGCUGCCGCAGAUGCUGAAGGCCUGGCACCAGAUGUGCCAUUGCCGGCUGAGACAUCCGAGCACUUGGCGACCGCCGCAGAUGUCAAACCCCAGCACUUGUGUUCUCCAGUGGUAGUGGAGCCACUUCAGGCAUCCAGAGAGCCAGAGUCCAUGGAUGAGGGCAGCACUGUGUUCAAAAAAGAGCCAAACCUGGAAGACGGCAAAGACAUCCUGAGCCAGGACAGCCUGAGGGUUGCACCCAUCAUCAUGCAAGACUCUAACACCCCCACAGAGGCAGAGGCCUGCCCUAGAGCCACACCAUCACCAGAGGAUGAACCAGACCAGGAAGAGGGGGAGGCUGUCAAAAUCGAAACUGCCGCCUCAAGCCAUACAGGGCUGUAUGAGACAUCUAGGCCGGAUGCUGAAAGAAUGACCAGAGCAGAAACUGCAGAGGACUCGAUUGGUCUGGUAGACCAAGUCUACAAAUCUACAUCAGGUUACACUGACACACACCUUGUGGCUUGUGACAUCCAGCCAACAAAACCACCCUCCGAUCUCUCUGAAAGCCUGAACCCAGUAGACCUCAGAGAUCCUGACACUUCACACCUGGAGUCCAAACUUGACAAUCUUUUCCUGCCUAACAGCAGCCCUCCUCACCUUCAGCCCUCUUCCGCACCGGUGGCCAUCCUGCCUGAAGACCCCAUGGCAGGCAUGUUCGCCCUGGUCACGGCCAGCGAGCUUCCGCAGGCCGGAGCAGUGUCCAUCCUGGCAGAUGCGUGUACCUCUAGGUCUGAGCUCUGUAAGGGCGUCAGUCCCCUAGAGUCCACUGCUCUGGAGGGCAUGGCCCUGCUCAGCCAGAUGGCAGAGCUGGAGAUGGAGAGGCAACCCAGAGAUGACACACAGGCUGUAAUACUCUGUGGACUGGAGAGUCUGCUGGAAGCUGGCAGGCUGGUCCUCCUUGAGGCCAUCGAGUGUCAGCCUCAGGUUAUCAUCCGCCUCCCCCGAGAGCUCAACCCUAAUAAGAAAUACAGCUGGAGACAGAAGAAAGAUGAACCUAUGUUCUCCAAAUCCUCUUUGGAGGGAAUGGAUGCUGUAGAAGUGGACUACCGUGUGAGACUUGCUGAGCUGCAGCAGCGCUACAAAGAAAAGCAGCGAGAUCUUGUCAAACUGCAGAGACGGAGAGACAAAGAAGAGAAACGUCAGCAGCAACAGCAACAACAACAGCAGCAACAACAACAACAGAUCCAGCAGCAGGAGAGGAACAGAAGUUUAGCCCGCAGGGGCCCGGGACGUCCCCGAAAGAGGAAACAUGGCCUGUGCGCACUGUCUCCACCCCCCACCAAGCUGGAUUCGAAGUGUGCAAAGUUGGGCAGAAGCGUGCUGUACUCUGAGGACUCGGAGAGUGGGGAGGUGCUGAGGAAGCGCUUUCGGGCCUCUAAUAGAGAUGAGGAGGAGGAGGAAGAUAGCAGUGCGUUGAGAUUGAAGAAGAAAAAAAAGAGCUGGGGCGAGCAGGAGGCAUCUUCAAGCUACUCUCACGAGGCAUCUAAAGUGGCCGUGAAGAAGAGCCGAGUGAGCGAGCAGGAGCAGUUGGCAUCCAAACUCGACAAGGCCUUGUCCCUCACUAAGCUCAGUAAACUCAGCAAGUCCUCUUGUAAGUUCAUCGAGGGCUCCUCAGGAAAGUCCAGGGCUAGCUCUGGAAGCAGAGUCCCCAUGCUCACCGAUUUAGACAUGAGAGCCAAGAUGGGAAAAUCCAGCCUGUCAAAAGAUCUCAGCAUCUUUCACAAGUCUUCCAAAGGAGGUAAAAGCAAAAUGGCUGCCAAAACGAAACCUUCAGAUCCAUGCCUUAAGGGAAAAGGCCAGCGGAAAAUACCUUAUUCUCCAAUGAGGUCAGAAAUCAGCAGCUUUUCUAACAACACCGAUUCAGAAGAGGACGAUUCCCUACAGGAUGGCUGGCCUCCCAGCUCCAUGUUGGGGAGAUCAGGGUCACGUCCACAGCUCCCCGGUCUGUGCAGCACUCCAACCAAGAAAAAGCGCUCAUCGUCCAAGAGAGCCUCUUCAUCUUCGUCUUCAUCACUCAAGUCCAAGCAGGCAGCCAAAGAGAGGAAACAUAAGCACUUUGCUUUAUUGCUACAGGAGGCAGGAGUCAGCUCCUCCGAGGACUCAUUUGACCAAGAAUAUUUCACCGAGCGCGAUGAUUAUGAAGAUGAUGAUGACGAGGAUGAAGAUGGGUAUGAUUAUGAGCUUGAUGAAAGCGACGGCCUGUGUUCGUCAUCUGUAGAAGAGAGUGGGCUGGGUCUUCUGGCCCGCUUUGCCGCCAGCGCUAUCCCAAGCCCCAUUGUCACCAAUCCACUCUCCAUCGUCCAACUGGAAGCUAAACAGAAAGCCAAGAAGAAAGAGGAACGGCAGUGUCUACUGGGUACAGAGUUCGAGUUUACAGAUUCGGAGAGCGAUGUUAAAAUGAGAAAGAAGUUUCCUUCACUGUUGCACGGCAAGCGGUCGGCUCCUGAGCUCCCUCUCCUGCCGCCCGCGAGUGUCAUGCGUGAUGACUCCAGCCCCAGCAAGCGUGGACGCAAACCCAAGAAACCCAAGUCUCCCCGGGAGUUCAGCUUCGACCUUACCGCCGAUGGGAGCGAAGACGAACAAUGGACCCGGCGGAGGAGUGAACGCAUCUUCCUCCAUGACGCUGCCCAAGCCACCCCCAUCUCCCCGUCCAGCAAAACUCCUCUUCCACUCACUCCCAAACCUGCCCGUGGCCCCAAAGCAUCUCCGCAGAGCCCCAAGGAGCUGGCCAAAGCCAAGGAGGUGAAAGACCCCAACAAGAAGAAGAGGAUUAAGGAGACUCCCUUGUGUCUGCCCCCACCCCAGCUCUCCAGCACGCCCUCGGAAAGUGCCGGCACUCUGCCUGUCAGCCCAGGCCGCAAGAGCAAGGUGAAGCCUAAAGCCAGAGAGGAAUUGGGGCAAAAUGUGCUUGAAUUCCCCCAGCAGGCUCGAGGGAAGGGCGGUGCUGUCAGUAAACUGAUGGAAAGUAUGGCUGCUGAUGAGGACUUUGAGCCCAACCAGGACAGCAGCUUCUCAGAGGAUGAGAAUCCCCCUGUGAGCGCUCAGCCCGAAAGACCAUGCACCCCUGCCCCUCGGAAUUGUGUCAUUAACAAAGAUGAACUGCAGGAUGGAUUACGGGUCCUCAUCCCUAUGGAUGACAAACUCCUGUAUGCCGGCCACGUCAGCACUGUUCACUCUCCUGACAUAUACAGUGUGGUGGUGGAGGGCGAGAGGGGGAACAGGCCACAUAUCUACUGCCUGGAGCAGCUGCUACAGGAGGCGAUUAUUGAUGUGAAACCCCCCUCCGUCAGAUACCUUCCCCAGGGGACCCGGAUCGCAGCCUACUGGAGCCAGCAGUACCGUUGUCUCUACCCUGGCACGGUCGUCAGAGGGACUCCAGACAUGGAAGACACGGACGAUUUGAUUACAGUGGAGUUUGACGAUGGAGACACUGGCCGAAUCCCUCUCUCUCAUAUUAGACUGCUGCCGGCAGACUACAAGAUUCAGUGUGCAGAACCGUCCCCUGCCCUCCUCGUGGCCAGUACCAAAAGGCGAGGAAGGAAGUGCAGUAAGGAUGUACCUGAUGGCAAAGAGACACCACCCAAAAACACAGAGGAGUCUGCUCCAAAAAGCCGAGGCAGAGGAAGAAAACCCAAACCUAAGCCUGAGCCUGAAGUCGCUCCAAAGGAGCAUGAAAAGCCUGACACACCAACCCUGACGCAGGUCCCUGAGAGGCCCCUGUCCAGCCAGAAAAGCGGCCCACGGCCAGGUAGAAAAAUUAAGCAAGUCGGCACAGCCAGCCCCUCCAUCCCCGUAUCUAAUGAAAGCCAGAAGAAAACCACGGGAAUCAAGCCCCCAGCCAAAGUGCAUUCCCAGCCCCAGUCUGUCUACUCGCAGCCACUCUAUGGAAAAGUUCUGUCUGUGGAUCUCUAUAAUGAGCCCUCCACUUCUCUGGCCUCCUUUAUAUCCAACAAUGAGACUCUGAGUCCCGCAGGGAAAGGAAAGCCAGUCAAACGCUUGCGAAAACCUGAAGAGGAGGCGUCUGGGUUUGGUGUGAAAAUGCAGCGCAAGCAACCUCAGACUGAGAUCCUUAUCAAGCUGGACCAUGAGGGAGUCAUGUCACCCAAAACCAAGAAGACCAAAGCCCUGAUGAUGAUGGAGGGCCAGAACAUCUCCAAAAGAGAGAAUAAGUCUGUGAUGGGUGUCAGCUACACUACGAUAUCCACUGCUGACAAAACACUGAAGGCUAAAAACAAGGCGGUUGAGGCAGAUCCACCUACUGCAAAGAACGUGUCCACCUACAGCGUUCGUAAGCUGGGGAGCGGAAGCGAAGGUCUGAUCAAGGUAAGCAACUCUGGAGAGAAGGACAAGGAGGAACUGGAGUGUCCCAACUGCAGUAGCAGUAGCAGCAGCAGCUCGGAGUCAGAUGGAGAGGAGGAGCAAGGGACCUCGCAGGAAAAGAAGCCCAAACAAGACUCAACCAGCUCCAAUAGCUCUCGGGCAUCAAGUCCCACCUCUUCCAGCUCAUCCACAAGCAGUUCCUCAUCUUCAGCUGGAUCCCACUCCUCUUCCUCCUCCUCAUCAUCAUCCACCACAAGCGAUGAAGAAUCCUCCUGUAGCUCAGAUGAAGAACCGGUCACUGGUUCCCAACCAUCCCCUGCUGCAGAACAUGCACCACCUCAAGAGGAGGAAGACGAGAAGGCCAAGGCGAAAACGGGGCCUGCUGCCAGCAUCCAUAAGCUCCAGAAGCAGCAAGCAUCUGCUACUCAGCAGCAGAAGCCCCAGAGAGAGCAGAAGGUGAAGCAGGGUGUUGGUCGCCCCAAAAGGCGAGAGGGAAUCCACCUCCCAACAACUAAGGAGCUGGCAAAAAGACAGAGGCUUCCCUCCGUCGAGAACAGGCCCAAGAUCUCCGCUUUCCUUCCUGCCAGACAGCUGUGGAAGUGGUUUGGAAAGCCUACUCAGAGGCGAGGAAUGAAAGGGAAGGCAAAGAAGCUUUUCUACAAAGCCAUAAUGCGUGGGAAGGAAAUGAUCCGUAUUGGAGACUGUGCCGUGUUCCUGUCUGCUGGACGACCCAACCUCCCAUUUAUUGGACACAUCCAGAGCAUGUGGGAGUCCUGGGGAAACAACAUGGUGGUCCGUGUCAAAUGGUUCUAUCAUCCUGAGGAAACCAACCCUGGAAAGAAACUUCAUGACAGAAAGAACUGGGAUCAAAUGUCCGGCCAAAGUCUUCCUGCUGUUCUGCAGGCUUCCAACCAGAGGAAAGACUUCAUGGAGCGGGCACUGUACCAGUCCUCUCACAUUGAUGAGAAUGACGUCCAAACCAUUUCUCAUAAAUGUCUGGUGGUCAGCCUUGAGCAAUAUGAGCAGAUGAUUAAAACUAAGAAGUACCAAGACAGUGAAGACCUCUACUACCUAGCCGGGACUUAUGAACCCACCACUGGAAUGAUAUUCAACACGGAUGGGGUUCCUGUAAUCUGCUGAGAAUCAACAAAGUGAGACAUGUGGAACAGAACCAAUGAGAUACAAGGGCUAGACAGAUGUGUGUUGGGUUUAACCAAAGUAUGGAAAUGUCCUGACAAAGACACAAGCAUCAGCUGAGAUCAGAGACUACUUCAACAGAUGUCAUGUUUGCACAUCAUUUCAAACACGUAAAGUCGAUAGUGUCGGUAUCGUGAAAUUGCGUUAGUAGAGAUUCAGUUGUUUGGCCUGUUAUUGGAGCACCUUGUUUGACCCAGUGAAGUGAUUGCAGUGGACAAAUGAUGUUCAGGAAUCUCCAGCUGAAGAGUAAAACGUGUCAAAGAAAGUGAAAGCACGUCAAAAAUGUCUCGAAGGUCAACUGCAUCUGCGCCGCUGAGCCCCAUUUGCCUCAGCCAUCACCGGUGCGGCUGGAAUGGAGGUGACACCAAUUCUGCAGGACUCGUUCUCCGGGUGAGAAGGCCUGCUUGGAACCAGCUUCCUUGGCCGUGGGACCAACAACGGAAGGAGUAAUUAAAGCUGACAGGCCAUGUCACACUUCUGCCCAGAGAGCCGUUCCCACCACAUGCUCCGCUGUCCAGUUACUACUGGUUGAACCCUGCCAGAUCUUCAAGGGCUGGCUAAUGAACUCAAACGGGUAAAAUGAAACCAGACGUAAAGCUGCGGCCCAUGUGAGAAGCACUUAAAAGAAAGGACUGAACUGUGGUCUGUGAGCCAGCAAGGACUGUUUAUUAAUAGGAAAGUGUGAGUCACUUUUCCACCGAGCGGCCCAGAAGAUCUAUCCGAAUAUUUAUAUACGAUCCUCAUCCCUCAGCCGCGGCGACAGAAAGGUUUCUUUUUACCUUUGAAGAGGAUGGAAACAGAUGCAGAUGACAUCCGUUUGUAAAUACAUGCAUACGAGCUAUAUAUGAUAUGGACAAAAACAUUUUAUUUUCGUGUACCAUAGAUUUAUGUGACGGUAAUUUUUUUAAAGCAGCAAAAGAUGAAAAAAAAAAAAAAAGCUUUAAUAAACUGUGAAUAAAAUUUAAAACGUUAACAAAUAUCAGGAACUAGUUUUAGAGUACAGAUCUUGUAAGUCGUUACUGGAAUCUCAGAUGCCCACUACAUUGACGACGUAAUGUAAUCUUGAUAUCAAAACUACUAUUACAGGACAAAUGGUUUGUAGGAUUUGACACUGUUCGAAGCCAGUUGUCCCAUAAUGCAGUUUUACAACAAAAAGCACUUAAAUUCUGCCCUUGCUCUUACACAGGACAGACUUCCCUUGACAAUCCCCUGUUCAGGUGGACGUGAAGCAAAACAGUUUUAGUUCUCUCAUUGCUUCUCAGGGUCAGUGAGAGAUGGAGAGUUUAAAAGCACCAUAUAAUCAGGCUACGCUUGCUUAUCAUGUCCGUUUUACUCGACUUUCCCUUUUUUCUAGAAUUAUCCCUCACAGAAAGCAAUUACAUCUCACGCAUGAAAGCACUUUCUUCGAAUAAACAAAUAGCAGCGGUGCAGGUGACGUUAUCUGUUAGCGCUGAAAGUUGAAAGCCGAGUUGUUUUUUGCCUUUCUCACGUCUGCGUUGUUCUCCAUGUCGACUUUUUACUCUCCGUUAUUCCAAGCCAUUUUCUGGUUCGUUCUUAAUAGCCUUAACCUUGGUCCCUAAAAGCUGCCGUGCACCGGCAGAAUCAAAGUCUGAAUGUUGUCUUUGAAAAUAGGUCCUACUGAUUGAUAUUGUGCUCGGGAGAAAGUGCCAUCAGUCAUCAGAGGCUGUUAGGACCAGGCUAUGUAUUCGCUGCUUCUCUAAUCAAGACCAGUGAAAUGUAUUUGAUUUAUGGCAUCCGUACAUGGAUGAAUAGUCUAGCAAACACCUUAUUUGCUUAAUUGUAAUUAUGGUUCUUAUUUGUGCCUCGUUUUUAUGGUUCAAAGGGGGUAUGAAUGUUUUAAGGUUAGUCCACGUGUUGUGUUUGAUGCUAAAAGGAAACCAUUUUCUCAUGUCUGUGUAUACAUGUUUUUAAGUAAUGAAAGAAAAACAAUUAGAUGAUCUGUACUAAUCUUUUUUUUUUUUUUUUUAAACAAUUAUGGUUACCAAGAUUAGAGGUUAGAGGCUACGUUUUUUUUUUCUGCAGUUGCCUAGCCAAAUUUUUUUUUUAACUGUAAUUCUUUCUACCUCCCACAUUGGUUUCAUGUUUUUGUUUGAUAUUUUCUCUUGGUGGUAUUAUUACACGUACUGCACGUGGGCUUUUAAAUCAUUGCCUGUUUUUAAUUCUUUUGCCAUGAUGAAUAUCCUCUGUGAAUGAUGUUGAUUUGAUACUUAUUGAUUCUUUCUGUCAUUUUGUUUUGUUUUUUGUUUUUUUUCCCCCGUUUUUUGAGGGAGGAUAGUGAGAUCAAGAAGGGUAUGGACACUAGAGCCUUCCAGUCUUUGUGAUUGGAAAAUAUUUGGCCUAUUCAGUAUUUUGGAAAUUUCUUUAUAUUAUAGAAAUGUUGACACUAUUACGUAUAAGUAGAACGGUCUGAAAUGUCUGAAAUAUAUAUAUUUUUUUCAUGUACGUUUCAUAUUACAUUGCCCAGUCUCUCUUAAAGAGAUAUUAUCUUGUUGAUAUUCAAUAGGUUGUAUUUCUUAACAUGUUUUAUCAUUGUAUGUGUGUCGUCUUGAGGCUUAAAACGAUAUUCAGCCUAAUCCGGUUUGGACUGUUUUUCUAAGUCACCUAAUUUGGUUGAGGAUUUUACACAUACCCAAAGCUAAUUCAAAUGCCAAAUGAUCUUCAAAUGCACAGUGAAUCUGAAGCAACAUUAAGCAAGCUCUUUUUGAUUUGACGCAGUCUUUUGUGUCAAAUGUUUUUGCCUGUUUUAGAGAGUUGUACAUUUUAAGUGCCCCUCAAAACAAACGUUUACUCAGAGCUUGAGUCAAGCUGUAAAGCACUUUUUAGAGUAUUUUUGCCUGCAUGUUUUAGAAACCUCUUAUAUGCUUCUAGGAAUAAUAUUAGAGCAAUCAACAAAAGUAUAUUUUGCUUAUUGUGACGUAGUGUAACGUGAAUGGAGGUCGGAGUCCAUUCCUUCCCCUCGGGUCACUGUAUGAGACAGUGGCCUCUGCUGGCAGCAGUCAUGUGGGAUGAAUCGCUCAUGUCCUCUGCUACUCGUCCAGGGUCUGUUUGAGUGUGUAUCUUAUGAUGUAUAAGGUUUAACUGGCUUACUAGGAAACGGUGUAUAGCCGAGUAGAAGCGUAAUAGAGUCCACUGUUUGCAUGAUUCUGUUCAACCCUUUUCGUUUUUUUUCUUUCUUUAUGACAUUCCCCCUCUCUGAACAAUCGUCCUCCAUGCUUAAUGUGCAAUACUGCUGAAUUUGGAUUCUGUGAGGUAGCUGCUAGUGAGGGAAGGAACGUGUUCAUGAAUGUGGGAGACGAGAGAGAGAAAGUUAGUGUGGACUGGAGGCUGGUCCUUCACUGGUCUUCAUCUGCUGUUCCUUCAGCAUUGGUAUGGUCCUGUUACAAAAAAAUAAUAAUAAAAUUUUAAAAAGCUAUAGUUUUGAAAUUAUUAUUUGAAAUUUUAAAGCAUCAAGGUUUUGUAAAUGAUCCUUUAUGAGAGGGGGAGAUGAGUAUGGAUAUACUUUGUACACACAUUUAAUCUUGUAAAAAAACAAAAUUACAAAAUAAAUUUUUUAAAAACUGAAACCUA